Messenger RNA from Ramularia collo-cygni, 4122 nucleotides. RefSeq names its product related to Sterol 3-beta-glucosyltransferase. Gene Ontology annotation, molecular function: UDP-glycosyltransferase activity; hexosyltransferase activity. The record is from RefSeq and is a predicted model, not a curated record. NCBI's taxonomy places the organism in Eukaryota, Fungi, Ascomycota, Dothideomycetes, Mycosphaerellales, Mycosphaerellaceae. Gene Ontology annotation, biological process: carbohydrate metabolic process. Bases 1 to 4122 code for a protein of 1373 amino acids. The transcript has a single exon.
AUGUCUACUUCGAGGACAACGAGCUCAGGCUCGCCAUUAACUGGACAAUCUACCAACACAAGAGCUGGCCGCGAGCUAUUUCCAUCACGAAAUCACAGCAGGACAUUGAUGGAACUGCCGGAGCAGCUAAAAGGUGAAGAGGAGGAUGGUUCCGAUGAUGGAAUCACCGCAGGUGACGAGGAGCAAGGCAUAUUCGCGCAACAGAGUGUCUAUGGCAUGCUGGCGGCAACAACAUCGAGAGCGAACUUCAUGUUUGAGCAGGGUAGCGGGAGUGAGAGCGAAGGUGAGGAUAUCGCCGGAUUGAAGAAAGACAUCCCUACUGGUGGAGCCAAAGAUGGCAAGAAGUCAAAUCCACGCAGCUCAGGUCCAACAUCUCAAGUCAAGCCGGAUCCUCCGGCUACUCGACAUCGCCAGAGAUUAUCAGAGACCAAGUUGGCGCAGUCAGUUCUCAAACCCGCGCGGAAGCGCAAGGACUCACAAGCCAACGAUCCCAUGACGCAGUCACAAUUUUUGCCCCCGCGGAAAGGUGGUGAGGAAGAGGAAGAGGAAGAGCCCGCGCAGAAGCUGGAGGCUCUCCGCAAAGAAGCUCCCAUGCUCGAUCUCAAGAUGCAAGCCAUGGCGCGCGCUGGAUUCAACUCCUCAUCCACAUCACUGAGCGGCAAGCAGAGCGGCGAGAUGAAGCAGCACUACAAGCCACACAAAUCACUCCCAAAGGUGAUUGCGGGCAUCUUCCACUUCCCCGAGCCCGAGGAGAUCAUCGCCGAACUCCCAUGCUGGUACCUGCAGAACGUACUAUUGCAAGGGUUUAUGUACAUUACGCAGAAGCACGUCUGCUUUUACGCAUAUCUGGCCAAGAAGACAAAUGUCACCAUCAAGACCGGACAGCUGGGCAGGCAAGGGAAGCAUCGUUACGGGUUCAGCUACUACUGGUUCGUGUUGAAAGGCGAUAUUUUCUGCUACUAUAAGAACCCCGCGGAACCAUACUUYCCGCUCGGUGUGGUUGAUUUGAGAUAUGCAAUCUCUGCCGAUGUGUCAGACAAGGAGAGYACAGAAUUCAUCAUCACCACCCACGACAGAACACAUAACUACAAAGCGGAGACGCCAGGCGCGGCCAAGGAGUGGGUGAAGCAGCUGCAGAGGGUCAUAUUCAGGAGCCGCAAUGACGGCGACGCGGUGAAGAUCUCCCUACUUACCGAAAACAUUCUUGAUAUCGAAAAAGCUGAAGUCGUGGACUUUGCGGAGACUGUCAAGCUGCGGGUCGUUGGCAAGGAGGAGGAGAGUUACGCGAUUGACGAAUACUUCUUCACCUUCUUCAGCCAUGGUGAUGAUGCAUGGGAUGUGCUAAAGGUGCUGACAGAUGGUAAUGAGAGUGCGAAGCAGGCUGUUGCGAUGGAGUCUGAGGAGGAAGGGCAACAUCGAGGAAAAUCGCAGUCGUCGAAGUCCAGGUCGAAGCAAGCUAACGGUGGUCAACUUUUGAAUGUGGACAAGGGUCAAGGAUCCCCAAGUCGACGUAGUCAUUCGAGAUCGUCACUUUCUGCCUCGAUCCAGGAGUCGUCCGAAAGCUACUUGACAUCAGGCGAUGAGGUGGAUGCUAACAUGUCUGCAAGCCAGAUGUUGAGCGACGAUGGCCUUUUUGGCGGACCGACACUCCGAUCGCCGCAGAGGCAACGCCCUGUUUCAGGACCAUCCAAGGACCGGAUCCGUAGGGGGACAUCUCAACCCUCUUCUUCCAGAGACUCUAGUAUCGAACGCGACGACCUGCCUACUCAGCAUCCUACGCGACAAGGCCACCAUGCUCGCCGCCCGGACUUGGAGCCCAGGUCUUCCGCCGGAUCUGGGAGCACUCUUGACGCUGAAAAUUCAAGAGGGACACCUACUGACACUACUGCUUCAGGUCGUGUAAUUCGUGGGAUUUCAGCUCCCUUGCAACAGGCAGUUGCUGUCGCCGGCAUGGUGCGCGCCUCCAGUCAACGAAUGGGAUCUUACCUGGGCAGCAGCCCAAAAGACUAUAUCGGCAGAUGGUCUGGUGCUAUCACAGGUGGAAAGAAGCACUACAGUGAUGUCGAAGGUCUAGCGCCUGACGAUAGCGUCCGCGAUCUCGAGCAAGCAGGUGAUGUUGAGAACGACCAACUGCGAUUUCAAACUCACUUCGGCUUGCCGCACACCGAGGAAUUGAAAUCCACCUUCUUUUGCUGGCUACACAAGACAGUACCUCUCUAUGGCAAAGUCUACAUGAGCCAGCGGAGAUUCUGCUUCCGAAGCUUGUGGUAUGGGACCAAGAUCAAGCUCGUCAUUUCAUUCAAGGACAUCGUAACUGUUCAUAAGCAACGCGGUUUUCGAUGGGGAUACUCUGGCAUGGUUCUUGUCAUCAAGGGUCAUGAGGAGCUCUUUCUUGAGUUUGGCAAUGCUGGUCUUCGGGACGAUUGCGCUAUCACUGUGCUUCGUAGCCUGGAGAAUGGCUCUCACGCAUUGGAGUCUACAAUUCUGGACGAAGAAGAGCUUCAACUGGCCGAAACGGCGGCGGCUGAGAACGAGCUGUUGCAGGCUGCAAGGAAGGACAGCUAUGCGAAGUACGAGACUCAGGUACCGCGUAGUGUGCAGCAGACGGAGAACGAUGGUCCGCCGAUACUUUUCGACGACAACGGUGCUUCAGUGGUGGAAUUCAAACCGAAGAGUCCGAUGAACAUCACCUGCCUCACCAUCGGCUCACGCGGCGAUGUCCAGCCGUACAUUGCCCUCUGCAAAGGCUUCAUCGCUGAAGGCCACUGUGCCAAGAUCGCGACUCACAAAGAGUUUGGACCUUGGGUCGAGAAGCACGGGAUUGAAUUCGCAGAAGUUGAAGGCGAUCCAGCCGAUUUGAUGAGAAUAUGCGUGGAAAACGGCAUGUUCACCCCAUCCUUUUUCCUCGAAGCCAACUCCAAGUUCCGCAGCUGGUUAGAUGGCCUUCUGGUCUCAUCAUACGAAGCCUGCAAAGGCGCCGAUCUCAUCAUCGAGAGUCCAUCUGCUAUGAGUGGAAUUCACAUCGCCGAGAAGCUCCAAGUUCCGUACUUCCGCGCCUUCACCAUGCCAUGGACACGCACACGAGCCUAUCCUCACGCCUUCUCCGUACCUAAUUCCAAGAAAGGUGGUGCCUACAACUACAUGACCUACACCCUUUUCGACAAUGUCUUCUGGAUAGCAAUCAGCRGGCAGAUCAACCGCUGGCGUGCUAAGACUCUUGGGCUGAUGCCUACAAGUCUGGACAGACUCCAACAAAACAAAGUCCCUUUUCUCUACAACUUUUCCCCGAAUGUCGUGGUUCCUCCUCUCGACUUCUCCGACUGGAUCAAAGUGACGGGAUACUGGUUCCUCGACGAAGGAGAAGCCUAUACACCUCCCGCCGACCUCGAAGCUUUCAUCCAAAAAGCCCGGGACGACAACGUCAAACUCGUCUACAUCGGUUUCGGUUCCGUCACAGUCGCCGAUUCUCAACAGCUCAUGCAACAGGUCAUGGACGCCGUCCAGAAAGCCGAUGUACGAUGCAUCCUCUCGAAAGGCUGGUCCGAUCGCUUCGACGCAAAACCAACCUCAUCCGCCAGCCCAGCAGCCGAACUCCCUUCUUACAUUCACCAAAUCCGCUCCGCACCCCACGACUGGCUGUUCGCUCAGGUCGAUGCUGUAGUCCACCAUGGAGGAGCCGGAACCACCGGCGCAUCACUCCGUGCGGGAGUACCUACAAUUAUCAAACCCUUCUUCGGCGACCAAUUCUUCUUCGCCACAAGGGUCGAGGAUCUGGGAGUUGGGGUACAAUUGGAGGGCAAGAUAUCGAGUUUGAAAUUGGGCAAGGCGUUGUGGAUUGCUACUCAUGAUGCGAGAAUGCAGAAGAAAGCGAAGGAAUUGGGGGAGCUGAUUCGAGGGGAGGAUGGGGUCGGGAAUGCGAUUCGGGAGGUCUGGAGGGGUUUGGAGUAUGCCAGAGGGCUUGUGGAGAUGRGGUGUCGAGGGGAGGGGGGCGAGGGACAGGAAAGUGUGGGGACGGAGGAGAAUUGGACCUUUGUGGAGAUCGAGGGUGAGGAAGGGGAGGAGCGCGAGGAUGGGGGGGACGUUGUCGACCCUGCACCAAUCACUACUGGUGUUGCGGUGUGA